UGCCAAAGUUUUGCUCAAGCAUGGGUCUAAAGUGAGAUAACAUGUUGGGGUAUAUUAUUGCUGUCAAACUGUUUCUCACAAAGAAACAUAAACAGCAUUCUAAUUUCUUAUUUGAGUAGUUUCUUUAAUGCAGAGCAUCAUUUAAACAACCCCAGCAGAAAGACAGCCAAAGGAAGAAGGCAGUUGUGUUAUAAUCUCUGUUUCUUGGUGUCUCGUAAUCUCCGGCGCGAAUACUCCAGUUGUGGAGAAAUUGCACUUUAAGCAAUGGUCAUCUAUUACCUAUGACUUUUUCCUGUGGCGAUAAUAUCGAUAUCAUGGGUCAGUUGUAAAUAACCAAGGAAUACAUGGCGGAAAAGCUCAAAUGCUAGAAAUUGGCAGUGAUUGGAAGUCUUACAUAACCUAUAAUAUCCGUGCUGAUGCGGUCAGCUUGAUGAUGUCUAGCUCAUGGUUUGGCAAAGUUUUAGGACAGUUUGCUCAGAAACGUAUACCUAGUAUAAUUACAAAGUUUGAGUUUAAGUUACCCGAAAGAUACAAAGGCACUUUCAUUGAAAAAUGGGGAAACUACUGGAAAAAUUUGUGUAUAGAUUACAAGGAAGUAGCCAUUGAAACAGCUGAAAGUGCACGUCAGGAACCAGUAAAAGCUCUGUUUAUUUGUAGUGGGCUUGGCUUCAUGGCAUACUGUGCAUGUAACAAUCCGGAUGAACAAACUUUUCGUGACAAAUUCCUCUUUUACACAAAUGAGGUGGCACUGAUUGGAGAGUCAAUUCGUAACCCACUGGCUGUUAGUCACCUCAAGUUCCUUGAAACAUGUUAUAACACGGGUGUGAUACGAAAGCUGAGUCUUGGAAUCAUUAGUUUCAUCUGGAUCAGUGAUUAUGACAAGUCAUCUGGGCUUUAUCAGGCCCAUUGUGAUUUCCUAGAGCCAAAGUUUUCAACUUUUCAUGAACGAAUAGUUGAUAUUGGAUUCCUUGGACAAUGGUGGAUUCUGCAAGGGACCAUGAAAGACUACGAUGUUAAUCCUUCAGAAUUUAAAAGCAUACAGAAUGCAUAACAGUAAAUAGUUUUGGUUUAGUAUAAAUUAGAAGACAAUAUUAUAAUAUAUAUUCUUGUUGUUAUAAAUCUGUUGUGCAUUAAAGACAUUUCACAGUA
Molecule: messenger RNA, 1149 nt
Organism: Zootermopsis nevadensis
Lineage: Eukaryota; Metazoa; Arthropoda; Insecta; Blattodea; Termopsidae
Product: mitochondrial import inner membrane translocase subunit Tim29
Biological process (GO): protein insertion into mitochondrial inner membrane
Cellular component (GO): TIM22 mitochondrial import inner membrane insertion complex
Source: RefSeq, a predicted model, not a curated record